Molecule: messenger RNA, 3116 nt
Organism: Cydia fagiglandana
Lineage: Eukaryota; Metazoa; Arthropoda; Insecta; Lepidoptera; Tortricidae
Exons: 4
Coding region: 21-3062 (1013 amino acids)
Molecular function (GO): monooxygenase activity; heme binding; iron ion binding
Source: RefSeq, a predicted model, not a curated record
UCUUAGAUUGUUUGGUUACAAUGGUGGUAAUCAUUUUAACGAUAUUUCUUGUCAUUGCUUACUUCCUGUAUUACCACUUCACAAAAUACAACAAUUAUUGGAAUGAACGAAAUGUUGUUGGCCCAAAACCGACAUUCUUCUUCGGAAAUGUAAAGGAUGCAGUUCUCAGAAGAAAACCUUUUGGUCACGUAUUCAAGGAUAUCUACGAUAUGUACCCAGAAGAAAAAGUGGUAGGAAUGUUCGUGAUGAGAUCCCCAGAAUUGUUAGUAAGGGAUUUGGAUGUGAUAAAGAAUAUACUAAUAAAAGACUUCGAUGUUUUCUUGAGCCGUGGCUUUGAGUUUAAGAAAACGGGUUUUGGAACGAAUUUGUUUCAUGGUACUGCUGAUACCUGGCGACUGCUACGAAGCCGCUUGACUCCACUUUUCACAUCAGGAAAGCUAAAGAAUAUGAUGUAUAUUUUAAACGAAUGCGGGGAAAAAUUUGUGGAGUAUGUAAUCCGAGUCACACAGUUAAAUCCGGAGCAAGAAGUCCGCGAUAUGACACAAAAGUUUACCCAUUCUGCCAUAGUUGCUUGUGCGUUCGGCGUAGACAUCGACACUUUUAAUCAAGAACACGAAACCUUUCGUAGGGUCCACAAUAUAAUGUCCCACAUGUCCCUUAGUCGUGACCUGGAGCUGAUGUACCCUGGAAUUAUAGUGAAAAUUGGAGGCUCUCUAAUUUCAGCAGAAGUUAUCACAUUCUUUAUCGAUUUGGUCAAAGGCGUCACCGAGCAAAGAAAUGGUAGACCAACCAAUAGAAACGGUUUUAUGGAUUUAAUGUUGAAAAUGAGAGAAGAGAAACACAUUUCCGGACCAAUGAGAAAAAACAAUGAUACUGAGACGAGAUUGGAGCUAACUGACGAGGUCAUAGCGGCACAGGCAUUUAGUUUUUAUGCUGGGGGUUAUGAAACCAGUUCGGCAACCUUAAGUUUCUUACUGUACCAAUUAGCUCACAACCCAGAGAUCCAAGACAAGGUGGUUGUAGAAAUAAAAGAAGUACUUGAGAAACAUGAUGGCGUGAUGACUUUACAAGCUGUUUUCGAUUUAUCUUACAUGGGCCAAGUUUUUGAUGAAACAUUAAGAAUGUAUCCAGUUGUUUCUGAUUUGAAAAGAAAGUCUAAUCGCGCCUAUACGAUACCCGGUACAAAUGUAACUAUAGAGAAAAAUCAGUUGAUUAAAAUUCCAACACUUGGUAUCCAUUAUGACGAGAAGAUAUACCCUAACCCUGAGAAGUUUGACCCAGAGAGAUUUUCCCCAGAGAAUGUGGCAGCGAGGCACUUAUGCGCAUAUUUGCCUUUCGGACUUGGACCUAGAAACUGCAUCGGGAUCCGCUUCGCACAGCUACAAUCGCGGGUGUGUUUGGCGAAGCUCCUCUCUCAGUUUCGGGUGGAACCUUCUAAAAAUACCCCCCUUCAAUUGCAGUACGAUCCUCGGCGUAUCAUAUUGUAUCCUAUAGGCGGUAUACCGAUCACCUUCAUUAACAGUUUGAAGUUUGCAUUAGAUUGUAAGGUUACAAUGGUGGUAAUCAUUUUAACGAUAUCUUUUGUUAUUGCUUCCUUCUUGUACUACCACUUCACAAAGUACAAUAAUUACUGGAAUGAACGAAACGUUGUUGGUCCAAGGCCGACCUUCUUCUUCGGAAAUGUACAGGAUGCAGUACUGAGAAGAAAACCCAUGGGCCACGUAUUUAAGGAUAUCUACGAUAUGUACCCAGAGGAAAAGGUGGUAGGAAUGUUCGUGAUGCGAUCCCCAGAAUUGUUAGUAAGGGACUUAGAUGUGAUAAAGCAUAUACUAAUAAAAGACUUCGAUAUUUUCGUUAACCGUGGUUACGAGUUCAAGAGAACGGGUUUCGGAGCGAAUUUGUUUCAUGGUAAUGCCGACACCUGGCGACUGUUACGAAGCCGCUUCUCUCCGCUUUUCACUCCUGGAAAGCUAAAGAAUAUGAUGCAUCUUUUAAGUGAACGCGGGGAUAAAUUUGUGAAGUAUAUAGCCCGAGUCACACAAUUAAAUCCGGAGCAAGACGUCCGCGAUAUGACACAAACGUUUACGCUGGCGACCAUAGCCGCUUGCGCAUUUGGCAUAGACAUAGAUACAUUUAACCAAGAACACGAAACCCUUCGUAGGAUCGAUAGAAAAAUAUUCACCAUGACCCUUAGUCGUGACCUAGAGAUGAUGUAUCCUGGAAUAUUAGUAAAAAUUAGAGGCUCACUUUUUCCAAAAGAAGUUACCACUUUUUUUAUCGAUUUGGUCAAAGACGUCACUGCGCAAAGAAAUGGCAAACCAACCAAUAGAAAUGAUUUCAUGGAUUUAAUUUUGAAAAUGAGAGAAGAGAAGCACAUUUCUGGACCAAUAACGAAAAAAAAGGAUAUUGAGACUGGUUUAGAACUAACUGACGAGGUAAUAGCGGCACAGGCAUUUAGUUUUUAUGCUGGGGGUUAUGAAACCAGUGCGACAACAAUGGGUUUCUUACUGUACGAAUUAGCUCUCAACCCACUAAUUCAAGACAAGGUGGUGGUAGAAAUAAAAGAAGUAUUAAAGAAACAUGAUGGCGAGAUGACCCUACAAGCUGUUUUAGAUUUAUCUUACAUGGGACAAGUUUUCGAUGAAACAUUGAGAAUGUAUCCAAUUGUUUCUGAUUUGAAAAGAAAGUCUAGCAGCAACUAUACGAUACCCGGUACAAAUGUAACUAUAGAGAAAAAUCAGUAUAUUAAAAUUUCAACGCUCGGUAUCCAUUAUGACGAGAAUAUAUACCCUAACCCUUUGAAGUUUGACCCAGAGAGAUUUUCUCCAGAGAAUGUGGCAGCGAGGCACUCGUGCGCAUAUUUGCCUUUCGGACUUGGACCUAGAAACUGCAUCGGGUACCGUUUCGCACAGCUACAAUCGCGGGUGGGUUUGGCGAAGCUCCUCUCUCAGUUUCGGGUGGAACCUUCUAAGAAUACCCCCCGUCAAUUGCAGUACGAGCCUCGACGUAUUGUAUUGUAUCCCAUAGGCGGUAUACCGAUCAACUUCAUUAAAAGACAUUGAUAUAUGACGACGCUGCGCUAUAUCUAACUUUGGCAUAUAAGAGUUCUGCUCUGA